UGUAUUAUUGAAGCUGUCUCUACCUUGACUUUUCUUUAUUCAGGAAUUUCUCACCAGCCAACAUUGCUCUCUCUCUCUAGAUUCUAGAGCUUCUUAUUUUGAAAGUCCCCUUUAAAGUCAGAACUACAACCCAAUCAACAAAAAAGAAAAAGAAAAACCCCGACUACAACAGUAACAACACUGUGAUUGUCUACAAAAGCCAAAAAAAAGAAAAAGUCUCUUCCUCACCACUCCAAAAUUUAAUCUCUCUCUCCAUGUUUUUCAGAAAGCAGCAGGCACCUGCAGGAACUCCUCCAUGGACGGAGGAGGAAACAGAGAAAUUGUCCAAAAACAAAGAAACCCAGUGCUUCACAUCCACCAUGAAUACUCAAAACAAAUUGAAGUGGUUCAAUGUUUUCCUUUUUGUCUUUCUCUUAGCAUGGUUCCUUGUAUUUUUCUUCUGGUUCCCACCCACAAACACCAAACCCCACAGGAUCCUUCCUUCUCACUACACAAUAUUAGUCAAUAACACAAAAUCUGCCCCCAAAAUUAUUCCCACCUGCAAUCUUGAAAACGUGUCGGUGUAUGUAUACUCAUUGCCAGCCGAGUUCAACUUGGGUCUUCUCAAAGAUUGCCAUAACCUCAACAUGUACACCGACAUGUGCCCCUACGUAGCCAAUUGUGGCCUAGGCCAACCUCUUUGGCCACUUCCACAAGAAUAUUCUUCUGCUUCUUCUUCUGGUAAUAAUUAUAACAAAUCUUCAACCUCAUCCUCAACCUCAACCUCAUCAUGGUUCGCUACCUACCAAUUCAUAGCCGAGAUGAUUUUCCACGCACGUGUGGAGAGCCACCCAUGUCGCACGUGGGAUCCCAAGCGUGCCAACUUGUUCUACGUUCCCUUCUACGGUGGCCUUUACGCAUCCAGUACAGCCCGCGAGUCUGAUCUAAAAGCAAGGGACGCCUUAGCCGUUCGAUUAGCUGAAUACAUAGAAAGUCAAGAGACGUGGCGAAAUCAUAACGGGAGGGACCACUUCAUGGUGUUAGGAAGAACGGCAUGGGAUUUCAUGAGGACCGACACCGACAACGACAACGAGGUGGACUACGGAGCGAACAUACUGCUAAACCUGCCAGCUGUCAAAAACAUGUCGGUGCUGACCGUAGAAAGACAACCUUGGACAGGUGGCUCGAAGCAACACGGAAUUCCAUACCCUUCAUAUUUCCACCCAAGCAAGUUUAACGAAGUGGUGAGGUGGCAGAAGAAGAUGAGGGAAGCCAAGAGGCCCCACUUGUGGUCCUUCAUAGGGGCCCCACGUAAUGGUUCAGACAAGGCCGCCAUUAGAGACAAAAUUCUCUCCCAGUGUCACCAAUCAAGUCGUUGCGAGUUGUUGAAUUGUGGGGCAAUAAGCAACUACAAGUGCCACAAACCAAUGGAGGUGUUAAAUGUGAUGAGAAAGUCUGAAUUUUGUUUACAAGCACCAGGUGACUCGUUCACACGCCGGUCAACAUUCGAUGCUUUCCUAACGGGUUGUAUACCAGUGUUCUUUUCGCCUCAUACUGCUUAUACACAGUAUGCGUGGUACUUACCCAGUGAUUGGAAGACGUACUCGGUGUAUAUAGAAGAUGAUCAUACUGCAGAGAGCAUUGAAGAGGAGCUUUUGAAGAUUCACAAAAACACUGUGGAGAAAAUGCGUCAAAGGGUUAUUGAUUUGAUACCUACCCUCACCUACGCGCAUCCCAAUGCCACCGUCACUGGCCAACACCUGGGAUUCAAAGAUGCUGUGGAUGUUGCUCUUUCUGCGUUGUCCAACCAAGUUCAUCUGUUGGACUCCUCUUAGCCUACCUACUUCUCUUAUUAACAAUUUUUUAUUCUUCUUCUAAAUUAUUCUUACCCACCAAAACAAUGGGUACAUGUAUUCCUAUCUAAAUAAUAUAUUAAUGAAUGAGUUUACUAUUAUUUUACUGA
Quercus lobata is the source of this 1942-nucleotide messenger RNA. Its product is annotated as probable xyloglucan galactosyltransferase GT17. The coding region runs from base 255 to 1814 and encodes 519 amino acids. NCBI's taxonomy places the organism in Eukaryota, Viridiplantae, Streptophyta, Magnoliopsida, Fagales, Fagaceae. Gene Ontology annotation, molecular function: glycosyltransferase activity. The record is from RefSeq and is a predicted model, not a curated record. The transcript has a single exon.